Malaclemys terrapin pileata is the source of this 2848-nucleotide messenger RNA. It is a transcript of the gene CYTH2, whose product is annotated as cytohesin 2. Gene Ontology annotation, molecular function: guanyl-nucleotide exchange factor activity. The coding region runs from base 96 to 1295 and encodes 399 amino acids. The transcript has 12 exons. Gene Ontology annotation, biological process: regulation of ARF protein signal transduction. Lineage: Eukaryota; Metazoa; Chordata; Testudines; Emydidae. The record is from RefSeq and is a predicted model, not a curated record.
GGGCGGCUGCGGGAGGAGGAAGCAGCCGCCGCCGCGGCAGGACAGAAGGGACGAGCCCAGGGGCCGGAGCAGCCCCGGCGGCCGGUGCGGGCGCCAUGGAGGACGGAGUCUAUGUGCCCCCGGACCUGACCCCCGAGGAGCGGCUGGAGCUGGAGAACAUCCGGCGGCGGAAACAAGAGCUGCUGGUGGAAAUCCAGCGGCUGCGGGAUGAGCUGAGCGAGGCCAUGAACGAGGUGGAGGGUCUGGAGGCAAAUGAGGGCAGCAAAACCCUUCAGAGGAACCGGAAGAUAGGGAUGGGCCGCAAGAAAUUCAACAUGGAUCCUAAAAAGGGCAUCCAGUUCCUGGUGGAGAACGAGCUGCUACACAACACGCCCGAGGAGAUCGCCCGGUUCCUCUACAAGGGGGAGGGGCUCAACAAGACGGCCAUCGGGGACUACCUGGGGGAGAGGGAGGACUUCAACAUCGCCGUGCUGCAUGCCUUCGUCGACCUGCACGAGUUCACUGACCUCAACCUGGUGCAGGCACUGCGGCAGUUCCUAUGGAGCUUCCGCCUGCCCGGGGAGGCCCAGAAGAUCGACCGCAUGAUGGAGGCCUUUGCCCAGCGUUACUGUCUCUGCAACCCCGGCGUCUUCCAGUCCACAGACACCUGCUACGUGCUCUCCUUCGCUGUCAUCAUGCUGAACACCAGUCUCCACAACCCCAACGUGCGGGACAAACCCACUGUGGAGAGAUUCAUCACCAUGAACCGGGGCAUCAACGACGGAGGCGACCUGCCCGAGGAGCUGCUGCGGAACCUGUACGACAGCAUCCGGAACGAGCCGUUCAAGAUCCCGGAGGAUGACGGGAAUGACCUGACCCACACGUUCUUCAACCCGGACCGGGAGGGCUGGCUGCUCAAGCUAGGCGGGCGCGUGAAAACGUGGAAAAGACGCUGGUUCAUUCUGACUGACAACUGCCUGUACUACUUCGAGUACACCACGGACAAGGAGCCGCGGGGAAUCAUCCCACUGGAGAACCUAAGCAUCCGGGAGGUGGAGGACCCCCGCAAGCCGAACUGCUUUGAGCUCUACAUUCCCAACAACAAGGGCCAGCUGAUCAAGGCCUGCAAGACGGAGGCCGACGGGCGAGUGGUGGAAGGGAACCACAUGGUCUAUCGCAUCUCGGCCCCCACGCAGGAGGAGAAGGACGAGUGGAUCAAAUCCAUCAAGGCUGCUGUCAGCGUGGACCCCUUCUACGAGAUGCUGGCCGCUCGCAAGAAGCGCAUCUCGGUCAAGAAGAAACAGGAGCAGGCGUGAGCCAGGCCAGCCACCAGGCUGCCUUUCUGUGCCCCCCCCAACCCACCUCCCUCAGCGUCGCUGAAACUGACACCCCCCUGGGCCAGGGGACCUAGCCACAGACAGACAGAUGGACAGAGCAUCAUUGACUUCCCCUCCCCCAGCAUCUGUGUGCACCCUGAUCUGUCUUCCGACAUCCUCCCAGUCACACUACUUGGGAUACAGUCCCUCUCCAGGAGCCACUGGGUACCGUGGGCCAGCAAGCCCCUCCCCGCCUGUGGGGGCUGCGGCCUGGGGCCUCUGCCAUGCCAUCGGCUCAGGACCUUGCACCAGAUUCUGAUCAGGAGUGACUCCAGAUUGACUCUGGGGGAGCAGAGAUCAGAAUCCAAACCUGCCUCCAUUGCAAACAGGAGUGACUCUGGAUCGACCUUUGGGGAACUGAGAUUAGAAUCCGGCCCUGCCCACAUUGCAAACAGGAGUGACUCUGGAUCGACCCAGGCCCUGACUCCAUAUCCUCAGCACUUUCCUUCACGGGUCUCUGGAUUUUCACUGGCUGACACCAGGCUCCCGUCUACACUAAUCAGCCCCAAGGUGCAAUAAGCUCUUACCUGGCAACCCCUGAGACAAGGGCCCCUCCCCUCCCCUUCCAGCUGGCUGGGAAUUUACCCACAAUGCUGUGCUCCCACCAUGGCGCUGGGCACCAGGAGCUAGCAGCGUCCCAGGGUGCACUGGGGCAGCUGCGCUGCUGCCUUUGGGGUCUCCCUCCCCCCCACAAUUCCAGCAGCACCAGGCAUGGGGGGGGGGGAGGGCAUUCCCAGGUGGCAUUGCCCCGCCCCCCCGGCAAUGCCAGCUGGCCCUCUGCAGUGCCCCCUGGCAGCCAGCAGGGAGAACGGGAGUUCUUCCCUCCUCGGGGCAGCCAGGGAGGGGGGAUUUUAGCCAGCCCCCUGGCCUGCCCCUCACCAGCUAAUUUUUAAAUCUUCCCACAGGGGGUAGACCCCCCCCCCCCUCCAAGUACACGCUAUUGGUCCUAGAGCUUGGGAUCCAUCCGGAGCCCCCCCCCCAUUUUCAUGCACCCCUCCUGGGCUCUAGGAACGUACACUACAGCCGGGGGGCGUAUGGGGAGCACCCCCUCCAAAGUCGAAAGCCAUUUGCUUUCACCUGCUGUGGAAUCUCGUCCUUCUGAUUACUCUUCUGCCGUCGCCACCGGGAGCAGAUGUGGGGCUGCCCCACCGGGACCAAUCUCUGUGGCCCCUCCCCACCACCACCUUUCCGGCUCAGCUAUCGCGGGGUGGCCUGGGAGAGCCCCCCGGCUCAUCAGCAACCGCGUGGCAACAGGACCAAGCCAGCGGGACCCAUCUCCUCCCAUGCCUGGGACCCCUGAACUUGCUGCCUCCUCCCGGCGCAGGGGGAUUUCACCCCACCCCGGGCGCUGGUGUGGACAGAGGGGAACCGGCGCCAGCCCCGUGCCCGCCCCAGGACUCCAGGGCGGGUUCAGGUUUUUGUAAUUAUUAUUUAAGGAUUUAAUGGAUGCAACUUUCAAUGGAAUUAAAACACUACAGUCUUGAGUACAACCA